UAUAUAUAAGUCCCUUUCAGAAUUACUCUUUUCUCAAUAACCAACAGAAAAAUCUCUACAGCAAGCAAACCCUUCUUGUAAUUGCUGACCAACAUUUUGCAUUUUGUACGUUCUUGCUGGUAUUUUAAAGAUUUAGACUUGCAUGAUGAGCUCUAGUUCUCUGAGGUUGGAAGGUCUCCUGGACGUCACCCUAAUCUUUAACUCCUUCCACAGACUCCAGCAGAUUCAGGUUCCGACUUUGGCUCAAAAACUUUGAUAGAGGAUUGCUUCCAGUCAGAAGAAAAAUGUUAGUCAAAUGAAAGAUUACUCUACAACCUGGAGCUGAAAGGGGUCUGUAGAAAAUGGGGCUUAACUUUAAAAAAAGAAAAAAAUGGGGUGGUGUUAAGAGGACAAAAAGAUGAAAAUGAUGACUGGAGAAAAAAAACAAAUAUAAAAAUUUAAACAAAGACGUGAAAACAAGAAUCUCAACAGGAUGAACCUAAAGUAAGGACCUCAUAAAAAGUCAACCUAAAAAAACUUCACCACAAAAUAUUCAAACUUAGAUUUUUUUUUUUUUAAAGUCCUAAUAAUUUUUUUUCAUAAAUAAAAUGUGUCAUGAAUAUUGUGAAACAGAUUUGGAAGAAAAGUUCUGGGAUUUCUUUUCUGACCUUUUCAUUUUUCAGCUGCUUUCCAGCAAAGGAGACAAGCCUCAGAGGCGUUUUUUCUUCUUCUUUUUUUUUUUUUUUUUUUUUUUUUUGGUUGGAUUAGAGUUAAGUAACAUAAUCGUCCGAUGUUUCAUUUUCUCUGCUUCCCUUUUCGAAACUCUUUGUCAUGUUUUGGCAGCAUGCUCUGGAUAGUCGUCAUGCUGAAAGCCUCCAUUUGGCGCCAAACUUUCAGACCAGGCAUCGUCCUGUCAGCCCGUGUUUUUGCACAUUCCCAGCUAAAUCUACAACUUGUCCCCUCAACAUGUGGUAUUUAUCAUUUUCACAGUUCCUCAUACAGUAAUCCUGCAUGUGCACAUCAUGGUCAGAGCUAUGCAUUAGAGUGUUUUUUAAUGACCCCCAUCUGAUGCACGUAAAUAUAUUUUGGUCCUAUUUUACCAAUUAGACAUAAUUAACAACAGUCCCCCCCAUCCCUACCCACCAUAUUAGAGAAUUAUAGAGCCUGUAAACAGUUUUCUGAGUUUCUUUGGUAUUUCCUCUACAUGUGCAGCUGAGGUGCUGACAUGCAGAUGUGGGCCCAAUUCGCUUCUCAGUUUAAUCAACUAAUUGUUUGUUUAUGCUUCCUUAACAUAAAUGGGCAGCAGAUGACCACAAUAGUGUGAUGGGGCCAUUUUCUUAUACUUUUUUUUCCAGUAAACUAAGGCAGAACUAUAAUUUUGCACGUUCUUAUAAUGACUCUUUUCCCAGGAAUCUGGAUAAACACGUUUGAAUUUUUUCUCUAAUCUACACCAGAUUAAAAAAACAAAUAGACACUCAGGCUCCAUGUAAACGUCAACCAUCAUAAAUAUUUCAUUUAAAUUCAAUUAAAUCUAAUUCACUUCAAUUCAUCUUAGUUCGAUUCAAAAACACUUUAUUUAUCCUAAAAGGGAAAUUAAAUGUCAUGACUAACAUCAUCCAAGCACCUUCAAAUAGGUUGUUAAGGACGGUGACGCUCUGGACAGGAAGUGACGCUGGGUAGCAGUCAGUCUUGCGUCAACGCUAAAUAGGCCUCUGAUUGCAGACCGUCGCUGUCUUUCUGUCUUAACAGCACAAAAUCAAGGCAGGAGAUUUCACAGUUACAUGUCCUGGUUGGCACUAUAUGUCGCCGGCGAGCACUGCUGAUCCGUGUCGUUUGCUUUGGCUGCUCCUCUUUUAAGUUUCUGCCUGGUUGUACGGUCAGAAAGUCGGGGGUGUGUCCCUCAAGCAUUGUGUUUGACGGAAGACACGGUUUGAAUUUUCUCUUUCUCUCUCUGCUCUUCGGUCCAUGAAGCCUCCUUGUUUACUCCUCUGGUACCUCAGAUUAAACGCGAUGGUGACAAUAACGAAGCUGCAUCGAGUGAGAGCUGCGUGGAAGAGAUGCUGCCUCGUCGCCAUGUCGACUCUUCUGUAGUACACCAUGACCUAUGUCUGAAUUCGUGUCCAGGUGUUUUGCUGAUGUUCCUGCUGCCAGUCGUCGAAGCCCAGCGUGUUCCAGCCUGCCCCGUUUCUUGUGCGGUCUGCUCGGAGGAUGCAGUCAUCUGUCAGAGGCUUGCUAACAUCAUUGAUGCUGCAGACUCGACCCAGGCUCUGCUGCUAACUGAGGGCUCCAUCUCUGUGGUCCAGCAGGCCUCGCUGUCUGUCCUCAGGAACAUCACGGUUAUAGGCCUGAGCAGCAACCACAUCUCAGAGCUUAGUGAGGACGCCUUCAGAAACCUGCCUUUCCUCCACACUUUGCUGUUGGACCACAACCUCCUGACCAGCCAGGCUCUGGAGGGUGGAGCGCUGAUCAAUCUCAGCCAGCUGGAAGUUCUUGCGCUGGGCCACAAUCACAUCAACAUGAUCCAGGCUGGUUGGUUUACAGGCACAAAGGCUCUGCUCAGCCUGAAGCUGGAGGGAAACCUGGUCACCAGGCUGAACCCUGGAUCCUUUCCUCUGAACGACUUCAGGAGCCUGGAGACUCUGGAUCUUUCGGAUAAUUUGAUAGAUUUUCUGGACAGAAACAGCUUCCGAGGUCUGGUUAGCUUGAGGAGCCUGGAUCUCUCCAGAAACCGUCUGAGUUCAGUUCCUCCAGAGGCUUUCUCCUACCUUGUGUGGCUGUCGAACCUGAACCUGGACCUCAAUUCGUGGAACUGCACAUGCGAGCUGCUGGAGCUGGCUGCCGUCCUGACGAGCUUCAUCCAGGAGCCGGACAAGGCGCUGUACAAUGGCCGUCGGAUGAUGUGUGUGAGUGCGGACAACCCGGCUGUGACCACGGUGCUGGAGCUGACUGAAGCCAACUGCGUGCCGUCCAAUCAGAACAUCACGGUGCAGAUAGAGGCGAGAGGCAGCGUGGCGCCUCAGCAGUACGCUCGAGACCUGGCCAUAGCUGCAGUCAUCUGCUUCCUAGGAGGAGUCGCUUUGACCCUGCUUGCAGUCUUGAUCUGUUACCACGUCUCUCAACAGAAGAAGAAGAAGAAGAAAGAGAGCCAAAGACUGAAGGAGGAACGGGACAAAGACAGAACAACUGCUAACCAUGUAAAUCAACUCGGAGAUCAGGAGAGGACGAGGGAUUUUUUCUUGCAAGCCAACAGCAGUCAACAAUGGAGCAAAGAGUCCAUGACGCUGGACGAAAGGAUGGAUAUGUUUAAGUCCAGAGCUGAAGAAAAUGGUAGCAAUGUCCAUUGCCCUCAUUGCAACACUAAUGGGAAGAUGCCGAACCAAAUGAGAAAGGGUAAGUGGGCAAAUGGAGGACCUGAGGCUGAAGAUGUCCAGGAGAGAAGGAAAUUGAGGAUGAUGGUGGAAGAGGAGAGAAGGAGAGGAGUUAUUCAACAACAGAAUUACAGCUGGAAUGUCUCUAACAAGGUUCCUCCCCACAUCGCCAACUCAUCUUUUCAUCUGCUGAGAGAAACGUCAGACAAUGUUCCACCCUACAAGGCUGACGGUGACAUGGGCAACCACUGGACUGAUGAUGAAUCAAAGAGCAGAAGUUAUGAGGAAGAAAGAAAUUGCCACAGGACCUCCAGACCUCCAGAGGAGAACUUGACACACAGGACGCCUCACUCCAACCAAAUGGACGUAUCUGAUUUCAAUGGCAAGGUAAGGAGGGAGCCGUUUAGAAAGAUGAACACAGAGGUAAAAAGAGAGGCAAAAAAUGUAAAGUUUGAUCUGACAAGUUCAAGAACUAAUCGAGGCAAGGAAAGUCUGGAGGAGGAGGGGGAGGCAAUUCCCAGAGGCAACGAGAAAAACAGGAGACACAGAGUCCAGUCCAGCCAUUUGAUGAAGGUCAAAUUGAACUUAAACCCCUUAAAAAAAAGCAAAGUCCAUCCGAGGAAGAAAAAUGAGCAUGGUCACACCAAGAACACAAGCUCCAAGACGAGUAAAGAGAAAAGACGGCAUGGAAAAGGCGAAGAGGAGGAAGGAGAAGAGAAAUCUGGCAAGAGAUCUAAGAGUAGCAGAGAGAAGAAGAGAAAGUCCUCCAAAACGGAGGAGGCAGAUGAAGGAGAGCAUAAAAGCAGCACAUCUAAAAGAGAUAAAAGUGCAGAAGGUGACCAAGAAAAGAACCAAAACAUCUCCCAGCCGCCUGACGGCACCACCGUCUCUGCACAAAACCUCCAGACUCUCCAGUACCAGACUGCGGGACUGGCAUUGGGUGGGGCUCAGCUGGCUUUCCAGCAUCCCUUCUCCUUCGGUCCAGCUGACAGGAAUUGUACUACCAACCUUUCCUUGCUGAACUCGCCUGGCUCACAGCUAACUGGAAGCACCCUGUCUCUUCAAGCAGGGAAGGCUUUGCUCAACACCAUGUCCUCAGGAUCCUAUCCACUGCUCACCGGUGGUCUGGCUAAUCCCAUUGCUCCUGGCGUAACACUCAGUGGGUUUAACGUAGCUCCAGAAAGCUUCGCUGGACAACCUGCAGUAUCGACCAGGUCCUCAAAUCCUGCUCUUCUGGCCAAAAUUAUACAAGCCAAUCCUUUACAAGCAGGUGGAAACCCCACAGCUCCACUUCUUACCUCUACAUCUGAUGGUCUUGUCUUGAGUUUAGCAAACCCAGCUAAUAAUCCAGCUGCAUUGGGUCACAGCCAGACGCAGGUCGACGGUUCUGCAUCUGCAGCGGCGCCGAAGCUUGAUCUAACUCACAGUCAAGACAUUCAGAGCGGACAGGGACAGAUUCAAUCGACCACUGAGUCACAAGCCCCCUCUACUAAAGACAACCUCCCUGAACAGGAUCAAGACGAGACGUCGGGGGAAACCUCAGAAACGAGAGUGGAGAAAAUGUCUGUCAAUAUGCCUCCUGAGGGUGUGGCUCAAACUGAAGGACCUCAGGUAGGAGGAUCAGGAGAAUGUCUGAAGGCAGACAAUACGUCUGUAAUGGAUCAAUCAGCUCCUAGUCUGUCCAUACCAGGUGAAUCCUCCCCAGCUGCUGGAGGGGCGGCCCUCUUGCAGCAGGAGUACCUGUCAGAAGAAGGAGGCUCCUCACCGAGCCGGAGGAAGCUGAGGCUGGUUCUUCCAGAAAAAACAUCAAACCGGCCGCCUACAGCUCUAGAGAGGAAAAUCCUCUAGCAGCUCAGAUCAUUGGUUCCUUUUUAAAUUCGGGUGUGUAAAGAUCUGAGUAAAAAAAAAAAACAGUGAAUGGAGGAAGUGCAGUUGAUAUUGAUGAACUGUCCAAAAAUAUCCAAUUGGUGUUGGUGGUGGGGGGAAGAGAAACCAAACCUGUGUAAGACAGUUGCACUUGUUGAGACAGUUUGAGAUCCUAAAGUGUAUGUGCUAAACGCACAAAAUGUUGGCCUGUGAGCGGAAGGGAUGAGACCGAAACAGCUAUGGAUGAUUGGCCGGCACGGCUUGUCCGGCUGCUGCGUGAUCUACCUGCAGGGACGGGGUUACGUCCAAAACCUGCUCCAGUUGCUUCUUAUUACUUCUGUUCCUUCAAAAUGGCUUCCACUGUCAACAAGCAGCAACCUUUGCAUUAAAGCAGAGGUUACAACUGUAUGUUGAUGAUUCACGUUUUAUUAGUUGUUUUGUUUACAUUUUUUAUGUUUUCAGUACUCUUCUUCAGCACCGUCUGAUAGGCCACACGUAUUGUCCAUCUUCUUGAAUCUUUAAGUCUUAUAUAAGUCUUAAGUUUUAUAACCUGCCUCUACAUUAAAGCCAUUUCUUUUUGAAUCCCAAAUCACUGCUCAUAAACGGAGAAGGUAAUGCUGCGGCAUACGGGUGCAGUAAGGUUAUGUACAAAUAUCCAGCUGCAGUCAGAUAAAGGUAUUGCCAACCGCUCGGCGAUAAACAACAUGAAACAUGUUUUGAAGUAACGACUGCACAUCGGUGCAGCAUCGACUUUAUUCUCAAACACAUUAUUAGAAUCUAAAAAUAAGAAAAUCUUCAUGGUUGAUGCCCAGAGUCCUUUCAUCUGCCAAAAUAAAACACAUGAAUACAAAUAGAUACAGAGCAACAGAGAGAUGCCUCUUUCCAUUAUCCUCAACACAAAAACAAACCUCAGUUUAAUAAAAAAAAAAAAAAC
Messenger RNA from Poecilia latipinna (sailfin molly), 6147 nucleotides. RefSeq lists its product as uncharacterized. Gene Ontology annotation, cellular component: plasma membrane. The record is from RefSeq and is a predicted model, not a curated record. Bases 2037 to 5195 code for a protein of 1052 amino acids. Lineage: Eukaryota; Metazoa; Chordata; Actinopteri; Cyprinodontiformes; Poeciliidae. Gene Ontology annotation, molecular function: protein binding. The transcript is spliced from 9 exons.